Molecule: messenger RNA, 2478 nt
Organism: Mustela erminea (ermine)
Lineage: Eukaryota; Metazoa; Chordata; Mammalia; Carnivora; Mustelidae
Gene: TNFRSF4
Product: TNF receptor superfamily member 4
Exons: 8
Coding region: 14-985 (323 amino acids)
Biological process (GO): inflammatory response
Molecular function (GO): protein binding; tumor necrosis factor receptor activity
Source: RefSeq, a predicted model, not a curated record
AAAAGCUCAUAAAAUGAUUUUGGAACGUUUGUGGCCAGGUGGCUUCCACUCAGUGCUUUUGAGGCGGCUGAUCCGGGCGAACAGAGGUUCGGUCACGCUCCUGCCAGGCCCCUGGGUGCGGCUGCCCGUGAGGGACGCGCGUAGUGGCGGGGAGGCCCGCAGGGGCGCGGGGGCCGAGGGUCUGGAGCGUGGCGCGGAGGCUCGGCGGCCCCCCUCAGCCCUCCUGCUCUUCGGGCUCGUGCUGGGUGCUGCGGCCCGGCUCACCUGCGUGGGGGACGCCUACCCCAAAGACGGCAGGUGCUGUCAGGACUGCCCACCAGGCUAUGGGAUGGAGAGACGCUGCAGCGGAGGCCAGGACACCGAGUGCCACCCUUGUCGGUCUGGCUUCUACAAUGAGGCUACGAACUAUGAGCCCUGCAAACCCUGUACCCAGUGCAAUCAGAGAAGUGGGAGCGAACCGAAGCAGAGAUGCACGCCCACGCAGGACACGGUCUGCGGCUGCAAGCCAGGCACCGAGCCCCAGGACGGCUUCAAGCGUGGCGUCGACUGUGCCCCGUGCCCACCGGGGCACUUCUCCCCAGGGGACGACCAGGCCUGCAAGCCCUGGACCAACUGUACCCUGAAAGGAAAGCGUACGGUGCGGCCAGCCAGUCAAAGCUCAGAUGCUGUCUGUGAGAACAGGAGCCCCCCGGCCACGCUGCCAUGGGAGACCCAGGGCCCCCCAGCCUGGCCCCCCACCACCCAGCCCACCACAGCCUGGGCCAGGGCCUCUCAGGAGCCCUUCACGCCCCCUACAGAGCCCCCCAGGGGCCCCCAGCUGGCUGCUGUCCUGGGCCUGGGCCUGGGCCUCCUUGCUCCCGUGGCGGCCGCGCUGGCGCUGCUUCUGCACCACAGAGCCUGGCGGCUGCCCCCCAGUGGAAAUAGCUUCCGGACCCCUAUCCAGGAGGAGCACUCCGACGCCAACUCCGCCCUGGCCAAGAUCUGAGCCAAGACUGGAGCAGCUAGUGCUCCCCCCACCGGCUGGCAGCCCCCAGGGCCUGCUAGACAUGGAGGGGCUUUGGGGUGCCCCCACGCGCAGGCCGCCGUGUCCCAUAACCCCCCCACCCCGCACCGUUUUAGGUGCUCCUGGCCUGCGCCCAGGGCUCUGCUACGUAUGCCGUGCAUACUCCCCGCCCAGGGUGGCCCCCCAAUAAAUGACAUUGGCGAACCAUCUCCGACUGGCUGCCCGCGGGCUGAGUGCCACACAGCCAUGGUGGGAGUGCCGGGGCCAGACCCACUCUGGCGGGGGGGCCUCUCCAGCCGCGGCAGGGGUAUGGGACCCCCUCAGAGACCCUGGCAUCCCUGUCCUCACCCCUUCUCUGAGCACGUCCCGGCUUCAGACGGGGGGGCGGGCAGGCCACAUACAUGUCCUGGGGGACCCAAUGACCCCGCGGCUUGUUGGCGGCAUCCAGGAGCCGCUUCUCCGAGCCCCGCACCUGGGUGGACAGGCCCUAGGCUCCCCCGGCGAGCCCACAGCUUCCAGCACUGAUGGGAGCAGGUCAGAGUCCGGAGACCCCAAAGGGGAUGUUUGAGGACAGCCCUUCAGGUCUCUGUCUGUCCUUGCAGAGCAGAGAGCUCAAGAGCCAUUCUUUUUCGAGACCUCUCAGAUCCCAUGCCUGCCAGACCUGCGUGUAUGUCGUGGGUAGUGAGUGGGGAAGCUUGGGUGUCGCUGCUUUGGGAAAGUGGAGAUUUCCAAUCAAGCUGAGCUGCAGUUGGCCCUGGGGGUGAAUGCUGAAAAACCCCGAUGCCGAUGCCCAUCGACAGUAGAGUCCCACGGACAAGGACUUGUCCGUGACCAUGGUGCCCCUCCUGCUGGGUUGCCAGGCCAGAUGGUGAGCGUCCGCAGCUGCUGGGUGACCUGAAGCCAGAGGCACUGCGGCCAGCGCAAGACUCUGGCCCUGAUGUCGGCCGAGCCCUGGCCACCAGCCCUCCUUGUUUCCUGGGCCAUCUUUGUCCCCAGGGUCACCCCAGAGGCCCGUCCAAUGUGUCUUCAAACCUCUGAGCCCUCUGCCCCGGAGCCUGGACGCUGCCAGGGGAGGACAGAGAGCCGUCCCAUGCUCAGGCCCACUGAGUUCCCCGUGUUCUGGGGGGAACGCAGCAGUGGACAAAACAACGUGAGCUGUACCCUCAGCGCAGGCGGCAAACCCGCACCCUUGAUCUGGGGACAGUGGUCACCAGCAUAGUGUGGAGGCUGCAGAGAAGUGCUAGGGGACCUGGUAGAGGGGCAGGGUCGGGGCAGGGUCGGGGUCAGAUCCUGCACCUGAGGCCUCCCCACCACACCUCCAGCUCUUCCCUCAGCCAGGACACCCUCCGCUCACCUGGCAGCUCCACACCUGCCGUGGGCCAGAUUCAUCUUCUCUCUGCUUCUACACCAGCCCUAAGCACUCUCCAGCCCCUCCCCCCACCUGUCUGCUGAAAACCCUCACACUGUCUCCGCCC